AUGCAUACAUUCAUGUACGUGAGACUGAAAAAUGAACAAGCAAUCUCCAGCUUUAGGGAACUCCGUGAACUUCAAGCACAAAACCAGGAACAACAUGUCCAGGAUGACAUGGACGUCGCCAAACGAGAUCUCACAGCAGCGCUGCACGAUGUCCGUCAGCAGUAUGAGAAUGUGGCUGCUAAGAAUCUGCAGGAAUGCGAAGAAUGGUACAAAUCCAAGUUUGCUGACCUGUCUGAAGUUGCUUAUCGCAACAAUGAGGCCUUGCAUCAAGCUAAGCAGUAAACUAACGAAUACCGCAGACAGAUCCAAGUCCUUACCUGUGCCUUAGAGGUCAUUGUUUUGCAGAAUGAGUCUUAUGAACGCCAAAUGCGUGAAAUGGAAGAGAACUUCACCCUUGAAGCUGCUAACUACCAAGACACUAUUAACCACCUGCAAGACGAGAUUCAGAACAUGAAGGAGGAGAUGGCACAUCACCGGCGCCAGUCCCAGGAACGGCUGAACGUGAACAUGGCGCUUGAUAUUGAAAUUGCAACCUACAGAAAACUGUUGGAAGGAGAGGAGAGCAGAAUUUCCAUUCCUGUACAUUCUUUCUCUAACAUGAGCUUGAGAGAAACUAACCUGGACUCUCACCCAGUAUCAGAAUCCCACUCCGAAAGAACACUUCUGAUCAAGACUGUGGAGACCACGGAUGAUCAGGUCAUCGAUGAAAGUUCCAAGGAGCAGGAUGAUUAUCAGGACUAA
This is a messenger RNA of Bufo bufo (common toad), 741 nucleotides long. It is a transcript of the gene VIM, whose product is annotated as vimentin. The transcript has 8 exons. NCBI's taxonomy places the organism in Eukaryota, Metazoa, Chordata, Amphibia, Anura, Bufonidae. Gene Ontology annotation, biological process: intermediate filament organization. The record is from RefSeq and is a predicted model, not a curated record. Gene Ontology annotation, cellular component: intermediate filament; plasma membrane; axon. Gene Ontology annotation, molecular function: structural constituent of cytoskeleton.